GAAGUGCGCUGUACUAUAUUGCAAGAGCUCUAUCAAAGACAGUACAAUAAAUUUUCAUAAAUUCCCAAACAACCAAGAGUUGUUCCAAAAAUGGGCGGACUUUUGCGGCCAAGCAGUCGGCAGAAAUGCAAAAGUUUGUAGUGAACAUUUUCUGCCAGAUGAUUAUGAAGGAAGCUUAAAAGUUGAAAUGGGAUUCGGAAGAUGGCGCUACCUUAAAAAGGGUGCUGUACCGUCCGUUAAGAAAAAUCAGAUUGCAUCCUUAAUUACAACCCUGAAAAAGCCAUGGCCAUCACAAAGUAGUACUCUACCACAGACUUCAACAAAAGCAGCAGCCAUUUCGCAUAAAACAUCAGAGGCUGAAACGCAGAACAAACCAUCUACCGCUGCGAAACCUGUAGUUAAGGUUGCAUAUAUUUUGCCAAAGGCUUUAAAUAAACCAGCAAAAGCUUUGUGCCACACCACGCCAGUAACAUAUGCUUCACCUACCAUUUCGUUGAUGACUGCACCCUCUCGUGACCUCAACUGUACAAUAGAUUACUUGGAAAACAAAGUUGAAACGGCAAAGAAAGAUGCAGAACUGAAAACGAAAUUUCUGGAAGAGAAAAUCGAAGCGCUUAAGACUGAAAAUCAACGUUUGCAACAAUGCUCGAAAUUGAGGCUAGAAGAAGCCACCCGUUUGGAACAGCAAAUUGUAACGCUAAGACAGGAUAAAUUUAAAUUAGAAUUGGCAUCAGUUAAAUAUGAAAAGGAAAAAGCUGCUUUGGAGAUGCGCGUUAAGAGAGCCGAGUUCGAGCAAAGAAAUUUGGAGCAGAAACUGCAAACGAUAUUCACUCCUAAACAGAUUAGAAUGAUAAAAAGUGGAAAGACCCAACGCUGGAAUGAAGAAGAUAUUAAGAUGUCCAUUAAACUAUAUAGGACUAGCCCCAAAAUGUAUAUUAUGCUAAAGGAAAAGAAUUAUCCGUUACCUGGUGUGCGCACCAUUCAAAUGUGGUGCCAAAUGAAGAAAAUUCAAAUCGAUGGAACUGAAGAUGACGCGGAUAAAGAAAUUCCAAGCAGUACCGUAAAAAAUGGAAAUCAAACAGAAGAACAGCCCGUUGAUGAUUUAGAUAAUGAAAUGAUUACAAAUGAUAUGUUUGAAAUUGAAAGGAUCGAUGAGAACGUUGAUGAGGCGACUGUGCAUGGUAGUACAGAAGAGGAAGAAAAUACUGCAGUAGAAAAGAUGUGUGAUGAUGGAGAUGAGGUGAGCAGUGACAUGGAUGCUGCUUUCAAGUUGAUAACUUAUGAUUCAGAUGAAACCAUAAGUGCUAUAGAAGAUGAACACGAUAUUACGGAUGCAAUUUCAUUUGAUCACACGGAUAAGGCAAAUGAAAAUAGUAUACUAACAGUCGAAAGUCCCGGUAUUGAGGUUCAAGAAUUCAUUAUUCCGUGAUGGCUGGAUGCUCUGGAGGUUAUGGAAAUUUCAAACAAGUAAAUGAAGAAAUAAAGCGGUUAAGACAUUAUAAAUGAUGAGGAAAUUUUUGGCAGCUCCAAGUAAUUCCAAUCGUGGUAGCGACUUAGUUCUUAAUGGUGCCACUCUGGACUUGGCGCUCCACAGCGCCACCGUAACCUCGUCCAGCUCAUUGACGGUGCGAAUGUACACGCAUGCCCCAUAAGCCCGCAGCGACGCAUCACAAAAUCCGUGUAAUUCGACUCGGGCAGGACCAUUUUUCGCCAAAAUAUAUCGUGGUACUCGUAUAUCUUUGACCAAAGGCAGUUUCUCGCGAAAUCUGAUCCACUGAGCGUUAUCCUCCAAUGGUAGGGAUUCAUCCCAAUGUACCUUUAUAAUCCACAGAUUUUGCAAAAAGAUCUUAGCCUUUACGAUUAUGGGGUUUAUUAGACCGAGAGGAUCAAACAGACUCGCAAUCUCCGCCAGCACAAUCCGUUUUGUCACCGGUUUAUCCAUUUUCAGCUCCGGCCAAUCAUAACGAAACACAUCGGAAGUGGGCUCCCAUAUAAUACCGAGAGUUUUGAUGAUUUCGGCAUCGUUCAUAAGCAGUGGCUUCUCUUGAUCAUCCGAUGGCACUUUCUUCAAAAAUUCACUAUUAUUCGAGUACCAUUUACGUAGCUCAAACCCUGCAGAACUUAAAAUCUCGCUGACCUCCGAGUAAAUUUGUUGUAGCUGCUCAUCGGAGUCUGCACCUGAUAUCAGAUCAUCCAUAUAAAAAUCUGAUAAAACCUUGUUUGCACCAUAUGGAAACUUCUCUGCGCACUGUUCACCAAGUGCCUUUACACAUCUUGUCGCCAGAUAUGGCGCGGACGCCGUUCCGUACGUGAUCGUCAAUAAGCGAUAUACUUCAAUAUCUUCAUUUGGGGUUGGCCGCCACAAUAUACAUUGAUAAAAUGAAUCCUCUUCACUCACCCAGGCUUGCCGAUACAUUUUCGUCACAUCCGCUGUUAUCGCAUACUUAUAGCAUCGAAAGCGCAACACGAUCGCUAGCAAGUCAUCUUGUACAAUGGGUCCUUUGCACAUUACAUCAUUCAAAGAGAGCCCCGAUGAGGUCUUACAACUGCAGUCAAACACUACCCGCAGUUUAGUACUUGUAGAUUCUGGCCGUAACACAAACGUAUGCGGUGCAAGGUACUUUACCUUUUCCCUGGAAUCCCUUGGUACCAGUGCCAUAUGCCCCAAUGCCAAAUAUUCCUCUAUGAAUGCAUUAUACA
Molecule: messenger RNA, 2700 nt
Organism: Rhagoletis pomonella (apple maggot)
Lineage: Eukaryota; Metazoa; Arthropoda; Insecta; Diptera; Tephritidae
Exons: 6
Coding region: 188-1429 (413 amino acids)
Source: RefSeq, a predicted model, not a curated record